Theobroma umbraticum is the source of this 1154-nucleotide messenger RNA. RefSeq names its product Acyl-CoA N-acyltransferases (NAT) superfamily protein. Lineage: Eukaryota; Viridiplantae; Streptophyta; Magnoliopsida; Malvales; Malvaceae. Gene Ontology annotation, biological process: N-terminal peptidyl-methionine acetylation. Gene Ontology annotation, cellular component: NatB complex. The record is from RefSeq and is a predicted model, not a curated record. Gene Ontology annotation, molecular function: protein-N-terminal amino-acid acetyltransferase activity.
UAGAAUCCAAAGAACCCACUUUUCGUACACCCUGCCAGACUGACUUCCGAACCACCAUUCUGCUGCCCUGCGUUUCAUACGGCUUCCUCCAGUCCCGCCAGCCCGAGACGGAGAGAAGAGCGAGGACAGAUAUGACGACGAUUCGCAGAUUUUGCUGCAAUGAUCUUCUUCGUUUCGCUUCCGUCAACCUCGACCACUUAACUGAAACAUUUAACAUGUCAUUCUACAUGACCUAUUUAGCUCGAUGGCCGGAUUAUUUUCAUGUAGCUGAGGGCCCCGGCAAACGUAUCAUGGGUUACAUUAUGGGAAAAGUUGAGGGGCAAGGUGAGUCUUGGCAUGGCCAUGUAACGGCAGUCACUGUAGCACCGGAAUAUCGCAGGCAGCAGCUUGCUAAGAAACUGAUGAACCUUUUGGAAGACAUCAGCGAUAAAAUUGAUAAGGCAUACUUUGUGGAUCUUUUUGUGAGGGCCUCUAAUACUCCAGCCAUAAAGAUGUAUGAAAAGAUGGUAGCCAAAAGGAAGUGGUUAGGUUGUCAGUUUGGAAGGGAACUCCUAACUUCAUACAAGUCUGCUGCUGAUGGGCAAUUUUAUUUGGAAAAUUCAUUCUUUUGUCAUCAAAUUAUCCUAACUGUAUUGAAUUGGAUUGAGGGCAUUUGAAUAGGAAGUCGUAAUGUCCACCACUUCAGUGCAAUGUCAUUAGUCAGUCAAAGUUACCUUCAGAUCAACUAGGGGCACUUAAAUGCAAAAUCUUGCAGCAAUUAAAAUUUGCAUUUGCUGUAUGGUACACACUUUCUCACCAAAGUGUUCCAUACCUCCACCCUGUUUCUCUCUUUCAUUUCACCAUUAAUACAAGUUGACACCAUUGAUUGACUGGAUUUUGGAUUGUUGAUUCGGCUGCCUGCCAUGUUUCUCCUUCUCAAGUGAACUUCUAUUAACCCUCCAACAGCCUAGUUUGUAUUGCUAGUAAUAAAUCUGUACCUGUUCAUGAUGAGGAACUAGGGGACUAUGUUCAUUAAACCAGUUUGUUUGCAUGGAAACAAUGCUUCCCAAGGUGUCAGAUUCAUGAUGAUGCUCUCUCUCUUUCUUUCUCAUGUGUGCAUAUGUUUGUGUUUGUGAUCAUGUGUAUAAAUGGAAAAAGUGUUCAAUAACCUUUUU